Messenger RNA from Marmota monax (woodchuck), 741 nucleotides. Its product is annotated as protein shisa-2 homolog. Lineage: Eukaryota; Metazoa; Chordata; Mammalia; Rodentia; Sciuridae. Bases 1 to 741 code for a protein of 246 amino acids. The transcript has 2 exons. The record is from RefSeq and is a predicted model, not a curated record.
AUGGGGAAGCCUCAGUGGUCAGGCAUGGGGCUGCUACUUGGAGCCAGUGUCCUGUUGCUGGCUAUGCUCAGAAGUGCUAAGUCUCAAGGAGAGUUCUGUCACCGCUGGAUGGACAGCACAGGGCUAUUGCAUGGAGGCUUCCUAUGCCCGGAGGGAUAUGAUAAACCCACUGCUACCUUCUGCUGUGGAACCUGUUCUCUACGCUAUUGCUGUGCUACCCUUACGGCUCGACUGGAUCAGGGACAGUGUCCAGAGGACAUUACCUGGGACCCCAAAGAGGCUAUGCUCCCACCUCCAGAAGGAUCCAUCUACCUGCCCUUAGUCAUUGUGAGUGGCACCUUUGUCACUUUCAUCCUAUUGGGAAUCCUCGCUGGUGUUGCUUGCUUCCGUUGCCUUCGGUCUCAGAGAAGAGAUGAACUUUGCACUGCACCUCAAAACCCUGAAGUUACUGUGCUGAGCUCUACUCCCACUCAUAGGAGAAAUGUCUCAGGAAGCCCACUGCUCCGCCCCAAACCUGAUGCUGGUCCAGCCCUGCCUUUCACCACCCAGGAAUACCCAGAGAGUACCAUCCGUACCAUCCCCAAGGCAGUCACAAGGCCUUUUCACUGGCCCCUGCUUGAGUCUUCCCAGAUACCAUCUCUAACUACAAGUACAGCUAUUGUUCUACCACCUUCUCCCCUACUGAGUGGCACAAUUUCUUAUGGACCAGCCUCUGGUCCACAUCCCACAGGCACUACUUGA